Molecule: messenger RNA, 1878 nt
Organism: Brachypodium distachyon (stiff brome)
Lineage: Eukaryota; Viridiplantae; Streptophyta; Magnoliopsida; Poales; Poaceae
Product: pentatricopeptide repeat-containing protein At1g01970
Exons: 2
Coding region: 47-1369 (440 amino acids)
Molecular function (GO): protein binding
Source: RefSeq, a predicted model, not a curated record
CGUCUUCUCCGGCGACCGGCGAGCUUUCUCUCCUCGACUCGCUCCCAUGGUCUCGCUCGCCGCCGUCCCAGCCUUCUUCCACUCGCCUGCCACGCGGAUUCCCGGGUAUACGAGCUCCAGGGCGGCUUAUCCGCAAUGCCGCCGUGGAGCGGAGGCGCGUCCUCGGGCGGCGGAGGCUGCGCAGGCGGCGCCCGCGGAGGAGGAGGAGAAGCCGUGGAGGUUCAGGUGGAACGGGCUCGGAUCCGACCUUUCUGAGCCCCAGGAGGAGGCGAUUCGCGGGCUGUCACCGAAGCUGCCUAACCGCUGCAGGGCGCUGAUGCCCCGCAUCGUGUCGCUGUCUCCCGGGGACGAGAACCUCGGCAUGGCCCUCGCGUUCUGGGCGAAGGCCAUGAAUCCCAGGAGGGUCGACUGGUUGCUGGUCCUCAAGGAACUCAAGGCUGUGGACAGCACUCUUCUCGCCGAGGUCCUAGAGUACGCACUGCUCGAGGACUCCUUCGAAGCAAAUGUGCGCGACUACACUAAAUUGGUACAAAUCUAUGGCAAGCAAAACCAAUUGCAGGAAGCCGAGAAAGCGUUCCGAGCUAUGAAAGCCAGAGGUCUACCCUGUGAUCAGAUCAUGCUGACUGCACUGGUGGACAUGUACAGCAAGGCGGGAGAUCUCACCCGCGCAAAGGAAGCAUUUGAAGACAUUGUGAUGCUUGGCCUACCGCUUGAUAAACGCGCAUACGGUUCGAUGAUCAUGGCUUACAUCAGGGCUGACAAGUUAGGCCAAGCAGAAGAUUUGAUCAAACAAACGGAGGACCAGGAGAUCUUCGCAGGAAAAGAAGUUUACAAGGCACUACUGAGAGCCUACUCAUACAAAGGUGAUUCAGAUGGGGCACAGAGAGUUUUCGACGCCGUACAAUUCGCAGGAACGGCGCCUGACACGAAGCUCUGUGCUCUCCUGGUGAACGCUUACUGCCUCUCCAACAAGAUCGAUGAGGCCAUCUGCGUAACCGGGAACAUGAGAAGUGCUGGACUAGAACCAUGUGACAGGUGUGUCGUCUUGAUACUGGGCGCAUAUGAGAAGGCCAACAGGCUGGAAGGAGCACUGGAAUUUCUGGCAGAGAUUGAAGAGAAUGGUGCCGUAAUCGGCCAAGAGCCCUCGCAGCUGCUCGCGGGAUGGUUCGGAAGGCUUGGAGUGGUUCAUGAAGUGGAACAGGUGCUGAAGGGAGGGAGGAAUAGUAAGGAGAACAGACACAGUUCUUCGGUCCAGAAAGAUGGAAGAAACAGCAGGAAGAGCAAACAGAGUGUUUCAGUCCAGAAGGAAGGGAGAAAGAGCAGGAGGAGCAAACGCAUUAGUAUUCCAUUGCCACUCCAACAGAAUUAAUUUUCAAGCUCUCCACCAAAAAAAUUAGUGAUUUUCUAGCUGUAUUAGCAUUAUUGAGAGAUUGGUACGGAGUAACAUAUUUGCCAGAAAUCACAGGGCAAUAAUAAAUACUCCCUGACCAAAAGAGGCAAGAGCUAUGUGAUUGAGUGGUGUACCACUGUACCUGAACCAUUUCUGAAGUUUAGUUUUGCUGCUAACUUCAGUGCAGGAGAGGCAGAGCUAUUUUCAAGUGCCAAUCAAAAAAGCUUGGUUCAAGAAAUGAAAAUUCCAAGCCACUGUAGUAUAACUCAGUCAUGAUUCACAAAACCACAAAAGAGAAGGUCAGUAGCUGAACCGCUUCAAUACAUGCUCUUCUAUACUAUGGACCUCAAAAAUAUGAUGAGCACCACCCAUGGGUGACCACAUAGAUCCAGGGUUGUACAUAAACUAGAUACUGCUAGAUUUUAAUUCCAUUUAGCAACACUCGGAGGUACUGGCCAAUACUAAUUGUCGGUUUUUGAGUUCCUUUU